Messenger RNA from Fusarium tjaetaba, 747 nucleotides. RefSeq lists its product as uncharacterized. NCBI's taxonomy places the organism in Eukaryota, Fungi, Ascomycota, Sordariomycetes, Hypocreales, Nectriaceae. The coding region runs from base 1 to 747 and encodes 248 amino acids. The transcript has a single exon. The record is from RefSeq and is a predicted model, not a curated record.
AUGCCUUAUCUCAAUCAGUACAGCCCCAUUUACUCAUGCCCCGGGGUCGGGAGCAUAAGAGCAGCUAAACGCCUCGGAAACACACUCGCCAAAGUCGACGGUGUUUUUGCUGCCUUCACGCACCUGAAUAUAACGGAACCUGUUUCGAGAGCCAGGCGCUCAAGUAGCCGUCUGGACGACAUUGUACUUGGGCUGGACUCAUUGUGCAAUACGUCUCUGGCCAACAGUGCAUCACACCCACAGCCUGAUUUCACCGACCCCAGAAAUCAGGCUCGGGAUAAUGCGUGGGCCUCCAUCCGAACUGUUGGAGAGGGAGCGCAAGUUCUCUGGGGAAAUUUUGUCGAUGUUUCUCAUAAUGUCAAACUUCCCGCUAUCAACAACAUUCGCACCGAAUACCAUGACGCUCAAGGACUUCGUCAAGCAGGACAGAUCCAAAGAUUAGUCUCUGGUCCCGGCGAGGAUACGUGGAUCGAGUGUCUUGGAGACCUUGGUAAAUAUCGCAUGGCCAUUGAGGAUGAUGAUAUCAGAGACCGAGUUUCGAUCCAGGACCAGUACAAACCCCCGACCUCGACAUCAAUGCAAUCCAGGGUGUCGUACGCGACGCCGUCACCCAACGCUGGCGGCCCAAUCGCCGCCAGUUCUACCCACGACUCGCACAGCCGACCGCUAUCAAGCACCCCGAUUGAUGGUACUCUAGUAACACUGCAACAAACACCUGUGUUUACAGCUGCACUGGAGUAUAUGUGA